Molecule: messenger RNA, 369 nt
Organism: Prorocentrum cordatum
Lineage: Eukaryota; Dinophyceae; Prorocentrales; Prorocentraceae
Source: the annotation of a GenBank genome assembly
AGAGGAACAGUCGCGACAACAUCACGUGCAUGAUUGUGCAGCUUGUCGAUGGGUCCGACUGGGCGUCGAUGGCCGACGAGAUGAAGGGGUACGAGAGGCUGCUCCCGAAGGGGGAGGAGAAGCCCGACGAGGACGCGAGGUCACAGUACCACAAGUUCCUGAAGGGGUGCGACUUCUCGUCGGAGGUGCAGGCCUGUUCGCUGUGCGGGAAGUGGACGACCGGCAUGAGCCAGUGCCCCUGCAAGCAGGCGAUCUACUGCAGCAGGCAGUGCCAGAAGAAGGACUGGAAGAAGGCACACAAGACCUUUUGCACGGUCAUCAAGAAGUGAGGCGCCGCGGGAGCGAUUCGAAGUCGGGAAAGGUAGGCCA